AUGGGAAAAGGGGAAGAACACUCAUCUUCCCAAACACCAUCUAGCUCAAAUUCCCAAACCGCUGAUAUACCAUCAAGUAACCGGUACUUUGUAGAUUACACUAGUCCCGGUUACUACGGACCACUUCCUGCUUGGCCAAUGCCUUUAUCUCCAUAUCCUGAUGGCGGCCAAUAUCCAAGAAACUAUGAAGUGAAUGUCGGUGACCCGAACCCUCUCAUGGCUACAAGCCCCGCUAUGAGUGGGAGAGUUGAUAUAGAGGAACCACCUGAGUGUAGAGAAACUGAUAUUCCAUGUACAUCUGAAAGAGUUGAAGAAAGUAAAGAGGAUAGACUCAAUUCAGAAGAAACUGAGGUUGGGAUUGGCGGGACACCACAGUUAGAGGAUGAAGUUGGUGGUGAUCUCAUUGAGGAGCCAAAGUCGGGAAUGGAGUUUAAUACGUUUGAAGAAUUAAUGGCUUACUAUAAGCAUUAUGGUAAAAAAAGCGGGUUUGGGGUAUUGAUAAGAAGGACUGAUAAAGGGGAUGAUGGCACUGUCCGAUAUGCCACCCUUGGUUGUGCCCGUGGUGGGAAGGCCCGGAAUAGGACAUUGAAUGUCGCUAGACCACGUCCAACAGGAAAGACAGAAUGUAAGGCAAAGGUUAAUGCCUUAAAAGUUGAUGGGAAGUUCCGGUUGACAACAGUGAAUAAUCUCCAUAACCAUGGCCUUAGCCCAAAUAAAUCUCGCUUCUUCCGAUGUAAUAGAGAAGUGAGUGACUCUGUAAAAAGAGUCCUAGAUAUAAAUGAUAUGGCUGGGAUCCGAAUGAAUAAGAGCUUCGGAUCUCUCGUCGUUGGCGCUGGUGGAUUCGAGAACCUCCCAUUUCUAGAAAAGGACUGUCGUAAUUAUAUCGAUAAGGCAAGACAUCUAAGACUUGGUAAAGGUGGUGCUGGAGCGCUUCAAGAUGAGGAUACAGAGACCUUCGUCUGGUUAUUCCAGACGUGGUUGAAGUGUAUGGAUGGUAUCGCUUCUAAAGCUAUUAUCACCGAUCAGGACAGAGCGAUGAAAAAUGCAAUUGCUAUUGUCUUUCCUGAAAGCCGACAUCGACUUUGUUUGUGGCAUAUACUUAAAAAAGUUCCCGAGAAGUUGUCCUCCUAUGCUUCCUACAAAAGUGGGAUGAAGAAUGCGUUGAUGAAAUCUAUGUAUGACACGCAAACUGUUGCAGAGUUUGAGAAAUCUUGGGAUCAGUUAAUCACCACUUACAAUUUGCAUGAGAAUGUCUGGCUGAAAAGUUUAUACACUGAGCGUGAGUCUUGGGUACCUGCAUUCUUGAAGGACUGUUUCUGGGCUGGGAUGAGUACAACGCAGCGCAGUGAAAGCAUGAACGCGUUUUUCGAUGGUUAUGUGCAUGCGAAGACAAACUUGAAAGAGGAAGUUCAGAUGCAACUAACCGGCAUUAUUGAUUUAGAUCCAGAGUUAGUUAAGAGGGAUGGUGCAGUAAAGACCUAUCAAUUAGAGGACGAAGUUCGUGUGGAAGAGUUCACUAAAUUGGUUACCUUUUUUGUGGACUUCAGUGAGGAAGGUGCAGAUGCUAAGUGUUCAUGUGGUUUAUUUCAGAUGAAGGGUAUACUGUGUAGGCACAUUUUCGCUGUAUUUAAAUGUAACGGGAUAAAAUUCCUGCCAGAGAAGUACAUUUUAGACCGAUGGAGGAAGGAUAUCAAAAGGAGAUACACGUUAAUCGGUAGUAGUUAUGAUGCUGGAGAUCAGCGGCCAGAUGCUUACAGAUAUGCUAGUUUAUUAAAAAUCUGUUAUGAAAUGAUUACUCAUGCAGCGGGUUCAGAAAAACAUACUGAGGAUGCCACACAUAAGUUACAUGCAAUGAUUGAAUUAUAUAAUGAGAAAGUAGACCCUUCAUCGAUGACCCUCACUGGUUCCAAUGUUCCUUGUACUCAAAAUGACACAACCACAGUGGGUAGUUCGAAAAAAGUACUCAGUCCAUUAGUUGUCAGAGGGAAAGGCAGACCUCCAUCUCUGAGGAAAGCAUCCAGGAUGGAGAAAGACAUGCGGAAACUUAAAGGAAAGGCAGCCGGGGCACCAGUAAACCGGAAACGUAAACAGAGAGAUGGAGGAGAUACACCAAUGCCGGACACAUGCAGGAAUUUAUUUGGCCCAUCAGAGAUAGAUAUUUCUAAUCUUGUUCAAGACAAAUCAGCUUGUGUCAUUGGUGGAACCCAGCUUGGACAACCAAUGUGUGGGAGUCAAGAAAGUGUAAAAUUAUCCAACUUUUUCAUGUACAACCAAUAG
Molecule: messenger RNA, 2277 nt
Organism: Juglans regia (Persian walnut)
Lineage: Eukaryota; Viridiplantae; Streptophyta; Magnoliopsida; Fagales; Juglandaceae
Product: protein FAR1-RELATED SEQUENCE 1-like
Exons: 7
Coding region: 1-2277 (758 amino acids)
Molecular function (GO): zinc ion binding
Source: RefSeq, a predicted model, not a curated record